GUCAACAAACCCGAAAACAACCAUCCCCGACUCGAAAACAGCGCGCAAGAUGGGCUCUAAAAGGAAGUUUUCCGAAUUCCAUGCGGAAUCCUCCGGGAAUGCAGAGGCUCGCGGUCACAAUUCCGGGUCUCAUGGACCUAAGAGAUCUAAUCAUAAGAAAGCCAAGACCAACCCGAAUAACAUCAAUUGGGUUAAGAAACGAGCGCGAACGAUCGAGAGGCGAUUUAAGACAGGCCAGAACAUGCCUGCGAAUAUUCAGAAUGAUUUAGAAAGAGAGCUGGCCCACCAUCAACAAAAGAUUGAAGACGCUGCCGAUGAAAAGAAGAGGAAGGCUAUGAUAACGAAGUAUCACAUGGUUCGCUUCUUUGAAAGAAAGAAGGCAGACCGACUCGCGAAAAAGAUCAAAUCCCAGCUUAAGACAGCGACCGAUGAGAAGGAAAUCGAGAAACUGAACGCGGACCUACACAGAGCAGAGAUCGAUAGUAUCUAUACUAGAUACUUCCCAUACAGGGAGCGUUAUGUCAGCCUGUAUCCGGUGACGGCGCAAGGAGAAAAGAAAGAAGAUGCUAGUUCGGCGGCACAGGCGCUACACGACGAACGACCACCGCUAUGGGCGGCAAUAGAGGAAGCAUCGGCAAAGGGCGUUCGAGAACUUAUCAUUCUGAGGGAACGCAAGCUCGAUGGGGAUUCAAGAAAGAAGACCUCCACCACCCAAAAGUUGAAGGAAUCCGAGAGUGCAAAUACCAGCCAUGCCAAAACCAAGAAUUUUGCUACAUCUAAAUCCACGAAUACCCGAAGGGGCGAAGAAAAGAAGUAUGGCGAUGAACCCGAACCUUUGGAUGCAAGCGAUAGUGAUGGUGGCUUCUUCGAGGAAGGCUGAGGGAGGUGUUUCUAUGAGACAAACAUUCAUGAUACCCAAUUAUUACGAGAUGAUAGAUGAC
Molecule: messenger RNA, 941 nt
Organism: Annulohypoxylon maeteangense
Lineage: Eukaryota; Fungi; Ascomycota; Sordariomycetes; Xylariales; Hypoxylaceae
Exons: 2
Coding region: 50-880 (276 amino acids)
Biological process (GO): maturation of SSU-rRNA from tricistronic rRNA transcript (SSU-rRNA, 5.8S rRNA, LSU-rRNA)
Cellular component (GO): preribosome, small subunit precursor; nucleolus
Source: RefSeq, a predicted model, not a curated record